Etheostoma cragini (Arkansas darter) is the source of this 919-nucleotide messenger RNA. Its product is annotated as histone-lysine N-methyltransferase SUV39H1-like. The record is from RefSeq and is a predicted model, not a curated record. The transcript is spliced from 4 exons. Gene Ontology annotation, cellular component: nucleus. NCBI's taxonomy places the organism in Eukaryota, Metazoa, Chordata, Actinopteri, Perciformes, Percidae. Gene Ontology annotation, molecular function: zinc ion binding; histone H3K9 methyltransferase activity. Bases 89 to 919 code for a protein of 276 amino acids.
AUCCAAUCAGCAGCCGUGACAGUCUGCUUUGCUGCAGGAUCCUCCCCACCGAUGUCGCUUCUUCUAUUUUGGCGGCUGUGUGAAAAACAUGGCGGAAAAUUUGAAAGAUUGCAGCGUGCCUUGGAAGAUGUCCUGGGAUGAGCUGGAAGCCCUCUGUCGCAGAGAGAGACUCUACUGUAAACAGCUGGGGGUGAACAGAACCAAUUCCAAUGAGUAUGAUGUGGAGUUUCUCUGUGACUACAAGAAGACAAAGGAGGAGGAGUUAUACCUGGUAAAGUGGAGGGGCUUUCCAGAGUGUGAUAACACCUGGGAACCUAAGAGGAACCUUAAAUGCCCCAAACUGAUGAAGCAGUUCCACCGGGACCUGGAACAAGAGCUGAGGCGCCACAAGAGACGCUGCAUCCCUAAAAAAUUGGAUAAGGAAGUUGCCUCAUACCUUGUCCAAAAAGCCAAACUCCGUCAGAGUUUGCAGCGCUGGGAGGCACAUUUGAAUCAGACACGCAACCACCCAGGUCGCAUUUUUGUCCUAAACGAAGUGGACUUUGAGGGCCCUCCAAAAAACUUCACCUACAUCAACAACUACAAAGUAGGCCAGGGCAUCGUGUUAGAUGAAAUGGCUGUGGGCUGUGAGUGUAAGAACUGUUUAGAGGAGCCGGUAAAUGGUUGUUGCCCUGGAGCCUCCCUCCACCGCAUGGCCUACAAUGACAGGGGGCAGGUCCGGAUCCGGGCAGGACAGCCCAUUUAUGAGUGUAACUCCCAAUGCAGCUGUAGCCUCGAAUGUCCUAACAGAGUGGUGCAGAAAGGCAUCCAGUUCGACCUGUGCAUUUUUAAGACGGAGAACGGCCGGGGGUGGGGUGUCCGCACACUGCAGCAUAUCAAGAAGAACACAUUCAUUAUGGAGUACGUGGGAGAGAGGUGA